This is a messenger RNA of Chanos chanos (milkfish), 1917 nucleotides long. RefSeq names its product MAX network transcriptional repressor b (gene mntb). The coding region runs from base 127 to 1872 and encodes 581 amino acids. The transcript has 6 exons. Lineage: Eukaryota; Metazoa; Chordata; Actinopteri; Gonorynchiformes; Chanidae. The record is from RefSeq and is a predicted model, not a curated record. Gene Ontology annotation, molecular function: protein dimerization activity; RNA polymerase II cis-regulatory region sequence-specific DNA binding; DNA-binding transcription factor activity, RNA polymerase II-specific. Gene Ontology annotation, biological process: regulation of transcription by RNA polymerase II.
GAGCAUCCUGAUGUUUUAUGAUCCUUUCUAGGUGCAGUUGGAAUAAGCAGAUCUACUAUAACCACACAAAUCUGCAAUUUGCAACUCUGCUGUAUUUUUUGCGACCGCAUUAUACCAGCGCGCGAAAUGAGUAUCGAUACGCUAUUGGAAGCGGCAAGAUAUUUGGAAUGGCAAGCACAGCAACAACAGAUUACACGUGAGGAACAGGAGCGAUGGGGAAAGCCCUUCAUCACACGGGAGGAGAAGGAACAGAAAAGGACAGAGGUCACCGCCCCUCUGGUGCAGCCUGUUGUAGUCAAUCAUGUGACCUGGAGUGAGGAGCCCCAACGUGAACAACAUCAUCACCCACAUCACCCACCUGCGCCACCUCCAACCCUCCCUCCAACCGUUCCCAUUGCAGUUAUUCCCAUUCCUGUGGUCUCCUCCAAUCCUGCCGCUCCAUCGCUACCACCAGCGUCCAACCUCCACACUGCUCCGCCUGUGCCUGUGGUCACCCCCUUGGCCACAGCUCUGUCCCCACCAGUCACCCCUCUGCUCAGCCCCCCAGCAAAGGACACCCACUCCCCCCCUCAACAGCAGCAGCAGCAGCAGCAGCAGCGACCGCGUCACCUCGUGGCCCAUGUUAAGGCUGAGGUAAACGCUCUUCCUCAGUCCAACAACAGCCAGGUGAAAACACUUCCCCAAGCACAGCAGACGUUGCAGACACAGCAUUUGCUACAACCUUACCCCACCCCCAUCAUCACCACCUCCCAGCAUACACUGCUCCCCCAGCCCCCGCUAGCACAACCACACAGCUUGGCGUCUCAGGGCCCUAGGCCUAACGUCGCCACUACAGAGGAGACACGAAGCCAGGAUGCCAAAAGGAGGCCUGGAGGAGCUGGAACCAGGGAAGUACACAACAAGCUUGAAAAGAACAGACGAGCCCACUUGAAAGAAUGCUUUGAAACCUUGAAGAAGAAUGUGCCCAACGUGGAUGAGAAGAAGACUUCCAACUUGAGUGUGUUGAGAAGUGCCCUACGCUACAUUCAAACUCUAAAGCGAAAAGAGAAAGAGUACGAGCAUGAGAUGGAGCGACUGGCACGGGAGAAAAUUGCCACCCAGCAGAGACUGGCUGAGCUGAAGAACGAACUGAACCAGAGCAUGGACAUUAUGGAGAUAGAUCGUAUCCUCAGACAGACGGUACAACCGGAGGACGACCAGGCCUCCACUUCAACGGCAUCAGAGGGAGAAGACAAUGUCGAUCAGGACAUGAAUGACGACGUUCUUCCUUCUGCCCCCUCCGCCCUCCCCAAAGCCGCACAGGUCCUCCCGCCGGAAACACACGCCUCUGUGCCAACCCCCACCAUCCUCCCUCCAUGCGUCUCCAUCCAACACAGCCCUGCAAAUCCACCCUCCACCCUCUCCCAGCCUCAGACAACCGUGUUUACCCCGCAGGCCAUUGCUCCCGUGCCACCAACACAUGUGGUCGCCUCUCCCCAGCCCACUGUAAUUGCCCAUGCCGCCGUCUCCCAUGCUUCCGUCAUUCAGGCUGUCAAUCACGUCCUCCCAGCGGGGUCCAAGCACCUGGCCCACAUAGCACCCUCUAGUGGCGGCCAGCCCAUCAGCCACAUCACCGUACAUCCCGUGGCCCAUCUGCCUGCUCUCUAUCCCCAGUCGGUGUCUGUCUCUCAGCCUGCUGUGGUGGGCCACAUUACUCACACGCUGGCCCAUCACCCUCAUUCAAAUGCCCAAGUUAACGGUUCGGCGGCUCCAGCCCAGCAGGGUGCAGUAGUGGCUCAUCAUCACCCAGGACUUGUGGGCCAAGCAGUACUCAACCCAGUAACUAUGGUUACUGUUCCUCCCUUCCCUGUCAGCACCCUGAAACUGGCCUGAGAUCAGUGGAGGGAUGGUUGCAGACAGAAAUGAUAGACACUGUGU